ACUAAACAGUCCUGUUUCAUUCAUUAGUUUUCUUUAGUUUGUGACUGUUAUUUGCCUUCUUUAAUUAUUUCAUCAUAAUAUUAUUAUUUAUUCCAAUACAUUUUGGAAAAUCAUAGCAAUGGAACUACCCCAUCUAGGGAAAAACUGCGAAUUUACAUCUUGUAACCAACUAGAUUUUCUCCCUUUUCAAUGUAGUGGCUGUGGAAAAACAUUUUGCUUAAAUCACAAAUCUAGAGAGCAACACAACUGUACAGCUCCAGAAGCUCAACACUUGGAGUUCACAGGCGAAAGGUCUUACCCAUGUAGCUGGACUGGGUGCGAGAAGAGAGAGUUAGCUCCCAUCAUAUGUCAUCACUGUGAGCUUAGCUUUUGUCUGGGCCACAGAUUACAAGAGGACCACAGCUGUAUAAAGUUGCCAGAGAAGGCUCCAGAGGUUACUAAGACAACACAACAUGUUCAACAGAUACUUGCUCAGAGGAAUAUCCAACCUAGAAGCAAGUCACUGAAUCCCAAGGCCCUUCAAAUGGCAGCUAAAGUUGCCUUAAUGAAGAUGAAAGAGAAAGCAGUCGGGGACCAGGGCUUGAGUGAACGUGUCUAUUUUAGAAUCAUCUUGCCACUGGAAUCCAAGAAGCUUCCUCUACACCUGUUUUUCUCAAAGGUCUGGUCUGUCGGGCGUGUGGUUGACUAUAGUGCUGACAAGGCAUCUGUAACAAACAACAAUAACACAAGUGCAGAAAAGAAACUCUGUUUGUUUCAUGCAGACACAGGUGCCAGACUUCCAGCUGACAAGAAAUUGUCUGAGCUUAUGGAAGACCAGUCUACUUUUAUACUGAAUGGCUCAACACUGGUGCUAGAGUACACAACAGAUGCCACUGACUUCUUGGAUCAUUUAGAUUUAUACAAAACACAAUAAACAACCAUUAUUUUU
Messenger RNA from Physella acuta, 928 nucleotides. Its product is annotated as AN1-type zinc finger protein 1. Lineage: Eukaryota; Metazoa; Mollusca; Gastropoda; Physidae. Gene Ontology annotation, molecular function: zinc ion binding. The record is from RefSeq and is a predicted model, not a curated record. Gene Ontology annotation, biological process: cytoplasmic stress granule disassembly. Gene Ontology annotation, cellular component: cytoplasmic stress granule; cytoplasm.